GCCCGUGUUUAAGUCGUGCUAACGCAUGUGCAAGGUUAAACUUUGACAGAUGCUCGCCAGCUUGUUGUUGCCAGAGUGGGUUUAUGAUUGACCAGGAAGCAAAACAUCCGUGAACUUCAGUGGAAGUUCAUCCACUCAUGAGGCGGAGGAAACGCGGUUCCCCUCUUCCUCCUGCUCCACCGGAGCACUGGACGACCGCGGCUCAACAUGGAGCUUUCCUUCGCAGGGAAGCGGGCGCUGGUCACCGGGGCAGGAAAAGGAAUCGGCCGAGCUACAGUUGUAGCUCUGACGAAAUGUGGAGCAAAAGUGAUCGCGGUCACACGGACACAAGCUGAUCUGGACACUCUGGUGCAGGAGUGUCCCUCCAUCACUCCAGUGUGCGUGGACCUGGAAGACUGGGCCGCCACCGAGUCGUCCCUGCAGGACGUCGGCCCCAUCGACUUGCUGGUCAACAACGCAGCGGCGUCCACACUGCAGUCGUUUCUGGAGGUCACGCCUGAGCAGUUUGACCGGGCGUUUAACGUCAACGUGAAGGCGGCGCUGCAUGUCUCCCAGAUUGCUGCUCGUGGAAUGAAGUCAAGAAAUUGUGGCGGCUCUAUCGUCAAUAUUUCCAGCCAGGCGUCCCAGUGUGCCCUGCGAGAUCACACCGUCUACUGUGCCACAAAAGGAGCUUUGGACAUGCUGACCAAGGUGAUGGCUUUAGAGCUGGGACCCCACCAGAUUCGUGUGAACAGCGUGAACCCCACCGUGGUUUUGACUGAUAUGGGUCGCAGAGGCUGGAGUGACCCAGAAAAAGCAAAGACGAUGAUGUCCCGUAUUCCUCUGGGCCGCUUCGCUGAGGUGGACGACGUGGUCAACACCAUUUUAUUCCUGCUGAGUGACAAGAGUGCGAUGAUCAAUGGGGUCCACUUACCAGUGGAUGGGGGUUUCCUGGCCAGCUGAGCGUCACAGAUUCACAUCAUGGAGUUUCAAUUGAGGGUAUCUUUCCCUCCCCCUCACAGACGUGCAGAACUGUGAUGAAUUGCAUGUCUAGAAGUGGUUGUAACAAUAAAACACGGGACAUAAACCCAGUAGCUUACAUAUACAUUUGUAUUUUUGUUUACAAAAAAAUGAAAUAUUCCACCACAAGGACAUGUAAAGUCAUUGAAAAUAAGACAAUCGGAACAAGUGUACAAGUAUUUCUUACAUUACAUACAUACAUGGCCAACGCAGUUCAUCACCUUUUCCUAAUAAUUACAGAAGGUCAAACAACUUCCAUGCAAUAGUAACAGAAAUAUUUCUGCUGUGUUUCAACUCUUUUGCUAGCCAGGACCACACAAUAUUUACCACCCACAGUUCGCUAUGGCAACCUAAAAGAAAAAAAGAAGAAGGAGAGGACGCGUCUUGCCACGCGACGCAGCCCACGACCUCACAAUGUAAUUGAUAAACAAAAGAUCGGCCCUUGUGUAUUUUAAUAUGUUAGCAACACCUCUAACGUCGACAUGAGUGACAAGACCUUUAUUAAGAAUUAUUAUAUCAGGACUUUUGAGCGCUAAAUAUCCAGGUACAUGUAGAGAGAAAUAAAACUGCUCUUUUUUUUUAAAAAGGAUUAUACAAUGCAUCACUAUGUGCCAUUGAUAUUUUUCUACCGUAUGCGGACAAAUUGUUGAAAAGUUCUUUAACUGCAGGACGAUACGAAACGGUACCAAAACCUGACAAUAGAAAACUUUGCUCUAAACAACACUGUCUGUUCUACGCGUUCUUCACACCUGUCUGCAUUCGUCUACAUGCCUGUGACACGCUCACUCACACACACACACACACACACACACACACACUGGCAUCCCACAAAGGAAAAGUUGAGAUGGAAACAAUGGCAUCAUAGACGGAAGAUUCAAAUCAAAACAAAACAAAAAAACAUGCAAAGCUCCAGGAGCCCUGGAGGUGGCGCUCAGGCAGCAAGGUUGUACAGCGUGUUUGGCGUGCUCCUAUAGUCACAUGAUCACAGUUUGCUGACCCAAAGACACUUCUUUAAUGACACAGGUCAGUUACUGAGCUUAGUAUUUUCCCAUCUUUAUGUGAGGACAAAAUAAAGGAAUGGAAAUCCUUUUUGUUUUUUUCUUCUUCUU
This is a messenger RNA of Synchiropus splendidus (mandarinfish), 2108 nucleotides long. RefSeq names its product dicarbonyl/L-xylulose reductase (gene dcxr). The coding region runs from base 208 to 942 and encodes 244 amino acids. Gene Ontology annotation, biological process: xylulose metabolic process; glucose metabolic process. The record is from RefSeq and is a predicted model, not a curated record. NCBI's taxonomy places the organism in Eukaryota, Metazoa, Chordata, Actinopteri, Syngnathiformes, Callionymidae. The transcript has 8 exons. Gene Ontology annotation, molecular function: carbonyl reductase (NADPH) activity; L-xylulose reductase (NADPH) activity.